Messenger RNA from Lactuca saligna, 1059 nucleotides. NCBI's taxonomy places the organism in Eukaryota, Viridiplantae, Streptophyta, Magnoliopsida, Asterales, Asteraceae. The record is from the annotation of a GenBank genome assembly.
CGUCGGAAUUUCGAGAAGAUGGAUCCUAUCGAAUCAGAAGCCAACCUCCGUUCACAAUUCCUUGAAGUUCUCUGCAGUCGCCGUUCUCGUGUAGUUCCACUUCAGACACUACCUGCAAAAUGCGUGGUGGAUCCCUUAUAUCAGGGAACACCUUGUGACUAUGAGGAAAUGAAAUCUGUCCUGAAAGCACCCAUCCAUAACUUCAACGAAGAAAACUUCUACCUAAUCACUAAGGAAGGAGAGCAAGGGCAACUGCCAGUGCUGAUUUUGAGCAAGAAAGAAAGCACAUAUUCGAAAAGACUAGCUGUUGUUUUUCUACAUAGCUCACAUACAUGCAAAGAGUGGGUACGCCCUUUACAUGAGGAUUAUGCUUCACGUGGAUAUAUUGCAGUUGCCAUUGAUUCUCGUUACCAUGGAGAACGUGCCAAAACCCCCACCGCCUAUGAAGAUGCUCUGGUUUCAUCAUGGAAAAAAGAUUAUCUAACCGCAAGAGAAGACAUAGACAAUUCCAAGAUAGGAAUCCUUGGGAUGUCACUUGGAGGAAUGCGUGCAUGGUUUGCUGCUUUUGCUGAUACACGUUAUUCAGUGGUUGUCCCCAUAAUUUCUGUUCAGAGCUUUCGGUGGGCCUUAGAUAAUGAUCAAUGGCAUGCUCGUGUGCACAGUAUUAAGUCUGUGUUUGAAGAAGCAAGGAUUGAUUUAGGGAAGGAUACCAUUGACAAAGAGGUUUGGAACAGAAUAGCUCCUGGUUUGGCAUCUGAGUUUGACUCACAUCAUACAGUCCCAGUCAUUGCAGUACGCCCUUUGUUGAUUAUAAACGGUGAAGUCGAUCCCCGUUGUCCGCUAGAAGGUCUUGAUGCUACCAUAUCAACAACACAAAAGGCUUUCGAUGCCCAUUCUUUGACUCAUUUCAAGGUGAUAGUCGAACCAGGAAUUGGACAUGAAGUGACGUUAUCAAUGCUUAAAGAAGCGAGUGAUUGGUUUGACAGGUUUCUCAAACCGUAGAAAUUUCUCAUGCAUGUGUAUGUAUGAUACCUUUAGGCCCUGUUUUUAAGCUCUGCU